AUGGUCGUGGCGAUCGGAACCGACCUCGUCGCAGUCUCAAGAAUUGCAGCCGUCUAUGCCAAGCGAGGCGACCGGCUGCAGGAGGAGCAGCAGGAGCAGCAGGAGGAUCAUAAACCUCAGGCACUACGAUCGAGCUCAAAGGUUCUCCCGGGAAAGCACAGCCACGCAAUCCUGUUCCUGGCAUCCCGAUGGGCGUUAAAGGAGGCCACCUACAAGGCAUGCUUCCCAUAUCGUCUUGUGUGGAGCGACAUUCAGGCAGAUCUCGUUCAAGCCAAGCCAAUGCUGCGGAUUGACGGGCGCCUGAAAGAGGCGCUCCAAGCACGCGGAGCGUCGCAUGCACACAUUUCCCUGUCGCACGACGGCGAUUAUGCGCUGGCGUUCGUCGUGCUCGAUGCAUCCGGGCAAAAGGGAUAGCCUAGAGUCGCGAGUUCAAGUCCAUCGGCAUGAAUCAGGACCGGGGCGGGCUCGCCGGACGACGAUCUGCGCGGCCAACAGAGCCAACAUGGAUUGGCGUCGCACACGCCAACGAGCCAACAACGCCACGUUACCCAAUUGCUUAGCACGCAUAUUACAGACAAGUGCGCCACACGCCGGCUGCUCGGAAUAGCGAAAACCCAAACACUCACUGGUCGUCUGCACACGACAAAAAAUAAAACUCAUCACCC
Capsaspora owczarzaki ATCC 30864 is the source of this 665-nucleotide messenger RNA. RefSeq lists its product as hypothetical. NCBI's taxonomy places the organism in Eukaryota, Filasterea, Ministeriida, Capsasporidae. Gene Ontology annotation, molecular function: magnesium ion binding; holo-[acyl-carrier-protein] synthase activity. Gene Ontology annotation, biological process: fatty acid biosynthetic process. Bases 1 to 414 code for a protein of 137 amino acids. The record is from RefSeq and is a predicted model, not a curated record. The transcript has 3 exons.